Dipodomys ordii (Ord's kangaroo rat) is the source of this 4835-nucleotide messenger RNA. RefSeq names its product membrane-associated ring finger (C3HC4) 8, E3 ubiquitin protein ligase (gene Marchf8). Gene Ontology annotation, biological process: protein polyubiquitination; immune response; antigen processing and presentation of peptide antigen via MHC class II. Lineage: Eukaryota; Metazoa; Chordata; Mammalia; Rodentia; Heteromyidae. The coding region runs from base 320 to 1945 and encodes 541 amino acids. The record is from RefSeq and is a predicted model, not a curated record. Gene Ontology annotation, molecular function: MHC protein binding; zinc ion binding; ubiquitin protein ligase activity. The transcript has 7 exons. Gene Ontology annotation, cellular component: cytoplasm; early endosome membrane; late endosome membrane.
AUCUUUCUAUUGUAUAUUGUUGUAGGGGACCAGAGAGCAAAAGCAGCACUGGUUGAUGGAAUGGACUUGUCAUGAAUUAUUCAUGCACUAUCUCGGACCUUGGAAAUCAGCUGGAGGAAGUAGUUAGUCUAGUUUGAUCACUGGCAUGCAGUGCUGAAGGCUUCGGCCAGUGCUCUGGUGGGGGGCAUGGCAUGUGCUUUCUCUGACUACUGGCCGGCAGCUGCUGUGCUGGCAGAGCCUGACCCCCAGGGUGAAGCUCAGGCACCAUGCUGCAGAGGGGAGUUGCCCUGAAAACACCCUGGUGCUUCCCCGAUGGAAAAUGAAGCUUCAGAAUGAGAAAACUUUGGGACAUUCCAUGAGUCAUUCAAGCAACAUAUCUAAGGCUGGGAGUCCUCCAUCUGCAUCCGUUCCAGUGUCUGCCUUCUCUCGCACUUCUGUCACACCAUCCAACCAGGACAUCUGCAGUUCCGGUGCAGUGUUUUCUGACUGUUGUCACCACAGUCCCGUGCAGUCUGCUGUUGUCUUGAAAGCACCUCUCUGCCAGAGGUCUGUGACACAAGGGCUCCCUGUGACAAUUAUCUGUAAAGACACAUUACAGGCACCAAAGAGAAACUCCUUUGGUUCAGAAUGGGUCCAGCCCUUGAAACCUAUGAAGAACUCCAAGGCCAGAAGAACACUAACGUUCUCAAAGUCACUAAACGAUGUGGGUGAGAAGACCCAGGAUGCCUUGGAAAGCUUUGACUACGUGGAGAAGACAUGUUCUGAAGGAAAACUAGCACCCCCUCAACACCCAGGGCUCAGAAAGAAUGGGCCCCAUGCUAAAGAGAAAAGAGCUCUGGCCCGCCCACCUCUUGGUCGUCCCAAGCACUCUCAGGUCUCCUCCCUUUCUACCAACCAUUCAGCCACCACAGAGGUGGAAGCCAGCAAGGGCAGCCUGCACGCCCCUCUCUUAGAAGAGAAAACAGAUGGCGAGUCUGUGUCUCGAAGCCGGCGGCUGCUCCGGUACCUGUUCUCACUCUCCCACAGCUUGAGUGCCAGCAGCCUGCACAGGUUCCAUGAGCUAGAGAGCCAUGCCGUUCACUUGCAUGCCACCAAGUCCUCCAGUGGGCUGGCAGGGAGCCCAGACUUCUGCUCCGAUGAAAUGGGAGAUGACGACGUCUUUGAGGACAGCACUUCUGUCACACUGAAGAGCAGGGUCCUGCGGGCGCCCCUGUGCUCAGUGGAGAAAGACAGUGACCUGGACUGCCCUUCCCCGCUCUCUGAAAAGCGCCCCCCCACCUCACCUGUCUCUACCUCAGGGGAUGCCUGCAGGAUCUGCCACUGCGAAGGUGACGAUGAGAGUCCUCUGAUCACCCCAUGCCGCUGCACAGGCAGCCUCCACUUCGUACAUCAGGCCUGCCUGCAGCAGUGGAUCAAGAGCUCUGACACGCGCUGCUGCGAGCUCUGCAAGUAUGAGUUCAUCAUGGAGACCAAGCUGAAGCCUCUGAGGAAAUGGGAGAAGUUGCAGAUGACAGCCAGUGAGCGGAGGAAGAUCAUGUGCUCAGUGACCUUCCAUGUCAUCGCCAUCACCUGCGUGGUCUGGUCCUUGUAUGUGCUGAUUGACCGCACCGCAGAGGAGAUCAAGCAGGGCCAGGUAACAGGAAUCCUAGAAUGGCCCUUUUGGACGAAAUUGGUGGUUGUGGCCAUUGGCUUCACUGGAGGACUUCUUUUUAUGUAUGUGCAGUGCAAAGUGUACCUCCAAUUGUGGAAGAGACUCAAGGCUUAUAACAGAGUGAUCUAUGUUCAGAAUUGUCCAGAAACAAGCAAAAAGAAUAUUUUUGAAAAACCUGCACUAACAGAGCCCAACUUUGAAAAUAAAGAUGGACGUGGCAUCUGUCGUUCCGACACAAACUCUCCUUCCUGCACAGAGCCUGAGGACACUGGCGCAGAAAUCAUUCAUGUCUGAUGGUGGAGGAUGCCACUCCCUGGACAUCCACGAAGAGCUGAAGGAUUUGUUUACUGCCAACUGUAUACCUUUCUUGAGUCCUUUAAUAGCAUAGACUGUGCGGGUGACUUACAGUGGCCUCUGUCUUUCUGACUCUCCUUGGCAAGUCUCCUGAAAGUCCUAUGGGGCAGACAGUACUGGGCCCCACUUUUGCCUGCUGCUCUGUAGGACAGGAAGGUGGGAUACUCCACACACACACCAUGGCUGAGUUCCUGCCCACCCUCCGGAGCAGAGUGAGAGAAUAAAGGGCCAUGCUAGGAAGAUCAGCAGGGCCCAAAGUGAGCCAUCCCUGCCCAGAGCCCGGGGCUAGGAAUGUGCAGGGCUGGGUGAGGAGAGUCGGGGGAUGGGGUAGAAGAGCCCCCAUAUACAAGCACCUGCCUUCCUUUGUUGGCAUUCAAGCAGAUGAGGCCUCAGAGCCCAAUGACACAUGGUUCACUGAACAAACAGCACUUUACAAAAGAGAAUCUUUAUUUUGUGAUACCUGUGUCUAGUGGGGUUGACACUUAAAAGAGCAUCAGACUCAGAAAUCUCCCUUUGUUGCCCUUACCUCCUUCUCAUCAAAGUAGAUCUGAAACCCUUUUUGCCUUACGUACUUUGAGUAGCAAGAUGUCCUCAGUGCCCAAAUGACAGACGUGUGGCUGGUCAGCAGGGCAGAGGCUGACCAGAGCCCAGUUGAUGGGAGCAGAUGGUUGCUCAGUGGCAGUGAGCGAGAUUCCUGCUUCCUGCGGCUUGGAGCCUGGUUCGGCUUGCCAUGCAUUUUUGUCAGCACUGAAGAAGGGUUUUGAGAUGGAAGCAGAAAAGAAGUGAGUGCUUAGGAGAGACAAGUACUUAGGAAAUGUUCCUUGACAGAUAGCUGUCUACUACACUGGUAUCAGCUGUGCAGAAAGAGCAGGUGCCAUAGGCGCGGGCACUCCUGUGCUGGCUCCUACAGGGAGCUCUGAGGAGUCACUGUCAGGGCCAGGAGGCAGGCAGGCAGGCAGGCAGGCCGGUUCUGGUAGGCCCUGGCAUGAGCCACAAACUACUGUGGGUCCCUCUGUCACUGCUCUGAAACCCACACCAACCCAUUGUCGCCUUAACCACAUAGAACAGACAGGAUGGCCCCAUACCCAGUCCAUUCUGCCAUCAGGGAUUAUCUCCAGCACCAUUUUUCAUACCACAGACUAAACCAAAAUCACUGCCAUCAAAUGGCCUUUGCUCCUUUAAAAAGCCAGAUGAAAAUUCUGCUCUUGAAGCCCAGUGUCAGUGCCAGGCAAAUAGCUCCAGAGGUAGCUAUGCCACAUGCUGUGAGUGACCCAGAGCCUGAGUCUCCUGGGGUGAGACAGCACAAUGCCUGGGUGUCCUGCCCUGGAAUGGGAUGGAACAAACACAAGAAUCGUUUUCUUUGCAGUUGCAUGGAGAAGCCCUGUGGUUGGUGGGAAAGGCAGGAGGCAGCCUUUGAACUGGGGGAGGCUGAGAGAACAGGUCCUGUCCUGCUGCUUCUGGAUCGAAUCUGACUUGCUGGAGUCCCAGGACCUGUGGGGAGCUGACUCUGAUGUCACCCUGUGCUCCCUGCGUCCCAGGUCCCAUCCAGCCUGUCUCUGUGCUCACUGUGCCCCCAAAGUGCAAUUACCCACAUUCCUUCUCAGCCUGGGGACACCAGGCAGCUACAGACUGCCCACUCAGGGGAGCUGAGCCCCAGGCACCCCUUAGGAGCUGCCCAGCUAGGUUUGCGGUCCUGUCUACCCAUCCCUGCCACCCUCCCCGCAGUAGAUGAAUUUAUGAAGAGGCCAGAAUCAGAGUUUGCAUGUGAAUCCCUCCCACGGGGCCCCUCAGGCUGAACUUGAGAAGCACGGAUACUUUCUAUGGAGAGAAGUAGACUUAGGGGUAGCCCUAGCGGGUGUCCUGGGGGGAGGUGGCAGCAUCCCUCUUAUGGCAAAGGUGCCUUUGGAACCAUGCCAACCACAUGCUCUUCAAAUCCGUCUUCCUCCUUUUCAGGAGGUCUUGACCCCUUUUCUCCUUUGACCAGUGCUGGCAUUGCACGCUGCCACCCCUUGCCUUUCUCCCUCCUGGAUCUAGUUCAGCGCCUGUGAUCCAACAGAACCUAGCCUCUGUCCAUCAGUGACUCAGUGAAACAGGUGGCAUCAUGCUGCCCUCUAGUGGGGACUCUGGAUCUGCGCAAGCUCCCAUAGUCUGUCCACUUGCCUCUGCUUUUGUGGGGCUGCCUGUCCAAUUUUUGCCUCCGUUUGUGCCUGUCUUUAGUGGUAGGAUGGCCUAGGGCUGAAACAAACAGUCCUGGGAUGAGGCCUCAGAGCCAGGAGGGCUGAUGCUUUUAGGCCAGGCAAAGGGGAAGAAGGAAACUGUCUCAGGGUGUCACAGCCAGCCCUCUCUCCAGCUUGGCCUUUACCCCAUGAGUCAUAGUUCCACUGAUGGGCUUCUGACUUUAUCUGCCAGAAGUCAUUUAGGGUGUGUGCCCACUUUAUUUUAAAAAAGAAUUCUCUGGAAAUGUAAAAGUUCUCUUCCUACUCCAAACCUCUGUGUGUCUCCUUCAGUGCUCUAACUAGCAUAAUGUGUCCAGAGCCUUGGGAGGCCCCUGCAGGGGGUGGGGCUGGGGCUGGGGCUGUAGAGUGAAGAGCAUGCCCCCUCCCCUAAGGUGUGGCUGGAUGCAAGUACACUUGUGAGGUACUACCCCUUUGAAUCUGAUUUGAAAUAUGCAACUUCCAAGCCUAGCCCAAGGAAGGAUGGAAACAUAGGGAACCUAAAAGCAUUUGUCAUUCGUUUUGGAAGAAAUUAAAAGUUGUACAGCUGUCUGGUGCACAUUUAGAUGGUAAUGUUUAUAGAAAGUUGAUUGUUAAUAAAAACCAAAUUUACACUG